Molecule: messenger RNA, 1480 nt
Organism: Misgurnus anguillicaudatus (oriental weatherfish)
Lineage: Eukaryota; Metazoa; Chordata; Actinopteri; Cypriniformes; Cobitidae
Source: RefSeq, a predicted model, not a curated record
CAACUAUGGGACAUCAAAAUCUGACUGAACUCCAAACAACAAUCAGUCCAAACAAAAUGCAGGAGAAGAGCUUUUCAAGCAUUGAAAUCUUCAAGAUAUGCAUAUUUUUUGUCACCUUAGUCGUAGGUGUCAUUGGAAAUGGACUCGUCAUCUUUGUGACCGGCUAUAAAAUGAAGACGACAGUCAACUCCAUUUGGUUUCUCAACUUGGCGAUUGCAGACUUCUUUUUCAUUUCAUUCUUGAUUUACGAAAUUGUUGUUGCCUUUGACAAGAGUACUAUAUUUAACAUCAACAAAUUUAUUCUGGCAUGUUUGAUUUUUGAUAUUGCACUAAAUUUGUUUGCAAGUGUUUUCUUUCUGACAGUUAUCAGUGUGGAUCGAUGUCUGUGCACAUGGUUUGUUGUUUGGGUUCGGAACAAACGAACUUUAGUCAAAGCCAGAAUCAUCAGUGUGUUUGUGUGGAUUUUAUCCAUCUGCUGCAGCAUCCCUGUUGGCAUUGUUCAGUAUGUACUCAACAAAGAUAAUUUCAUCAAUGUCACUAUGUCUCUGCACAAAUACCUGUUUAUUGUGGGAUUUCUAAUUCCCUUUAUAAUCAUUGCAUCUUCAUACAUAGCUAUUGGUGUGCGGGUAAAACGUCUCAAAACAGGAAAUAACCUCCGGCCUUUUCGGGUCAUCAUAUCUGUGAUUCUGGCUUUUUUCAUAUGCUGGUUUCCUUAUCAUGUUCAAAAAUUGUGUUUGAGGACUGCAUAUAAGUAUAACUGGAGUUACAGUGCUAUAAAGAAACUUAAUGCUGCAGAUCCUUUUGUAGACUGUCUGGCUUAUCUGAACAGUUGUCUGAACCCCAUUCUCUAUGUGUUUAUGUGUGAUGAGUAUAAGAAGAAACUUAAAAAGUCUCUCCUGCUGGUGUUUGAGGCGGCUUUUACUGAAGAGCAUCUGAAUUUAAAAUCAACUCCACUUCCUCACAACUCUCAAUGUCUGCAGGUACUAAGUGUACAGACAGAAGAAACAAGCAUCUGAUCCUUUGCUGGCAGCAAGAGAACAGCGCCAUUUUUAGCUUCAGUCUUUAGAUGAUUGAAGAUAUAAAUUUGUAAUUUUGGAGAUAAAUAUUUCUCAAGUUCUCCAUUCUCCAGUAUUCAGACAAACAGCAAGUCUCACUCCAAACUCUUGCCAACAGCUCAAUGUAUUGAUGAAGAGGAGAAUCAAUCUACAAAUCUCUUGCUUAGGUUAAAGUUAACUCUCUUAUUGAAUGUUUAUCAUUUGGUUUUGUUGUACACAAUCAUUAUAUUGUAACGUUAUUUGUGUAAAUGUUUUUUAAGCCAUCAUAGCUUAAAAAAAUUGUAUUUCAAGUUUAGAACAUAUUGUAAAAUUUCUUAAUUUAAAGGUAAUUUUAUGCUAAAUUGUGUCUUUAUUUUAUUGUUCAACAAACUAAGGCACAGCCGUAAACCUCUACUUUCACUAUGGUAAACACAAAUUAAAAUAUC